GCCAACCCUACCAGGACUGGAGCCCACAGAUGCACUUGCCACAGGAAAGAGGCCCCUAUAUGCAACCAGGGGCCCCGCACGUUCAGCAUCCACAAGACAAGGACCAGCAACCGAAGAAACCAUUGGAAAGGGGCCCCUUUAUGCAGCUGGAGGUCCCACAUAUGCAGCAUCUUCAGGACAAGGAGCAGCAACUUCAGAAACCACUGGAAAGGGGCCCCUUUUUGUUACAAGGGGCCCCACAUAUGCAGCAACCCCAAAACAAGGACCAGCAACUUCAGAAACCACUGGAAAGGGGCUCUUUUAUGCAGUCAGGGGCCCUACGCCUCCAGAAUCCACAGGACAACGACCAGCAACAGCAGAAACCACUUGAAAGGGGCCCCUUUAUGCAGCUGGGGGUCCCACACAUCCAGGACAAGGACCAGCAGCAGGACGCACCCCAAGAGGGGGAUCUCCAGCCUCAGUCCCACCAUGACAAGGGCCCAGAAUCACAACCCCAAAAGGACAAGGGCCCCCAGCCGCAACAGGCCAAGGAGAAGGGCCCCCAGAAGGAGAAGGCCCCCAGCGCCGGCCCUCCUACGGUGAAGCGCCCCAUGAAUGCCUUCAUGGUGUGGUCCAGCGAGGAGAGGAAGAGGGUGUCCGCGCAGUACCCCAAAAUGCACAAUUCCGAGAUCAGCCGGAGGUUAGGAGAAGUCUGGAGGGGCCUCACCGAGGAGGACCGGAGACCCUACCGGGAGGAGGCUAAGAGACUGCGGGUGCAGCACGCCCGGGACCACCCGGGGUACAAAUACACCCCCCGCAAGAAGAAGAAGGUGGAGCCAUGCACCAAGGUAUCACCUAUCCCAAAAACCGACCACACGCUGUGCAAUCUGACUGAACAAUUGUCUUUAGAUCUGCCAGCAAUGUAG
Molecule: messenger RNA, 905 nt
Organism: Nanorana parkeri
Lineage: Eukaryota; Metazoa; Chordata; Amphibia; Anura; Dicroglossidae
Product: transcription factor SOX-6-like
Exons: 2
Coding region: 30-905 (291 amino acids)
Biological process (GO): anatomical structure morphogenesis; negative regulation of transcription by RNA polymerase II; positive regulation of transcription by RNA polymerase II
Molecular function (GO): DNA-binding transcription factor activity, RNA polymerase II-specific; RNA polymerase II cis-regulatory region sequence-specific DNA binding
Source: RefSeq, a predicted model, not a curated record